AUGAAACACAUCAUGUUAUCCUAUCAGCACGAUACUCAAGAUCUUGUGAAAGAGAUAUUUCAAGAACUGAGAAGAGAAAAUAUACCUGUGUGGAUGGACAUAUACGAUGGUAUCGCCGCAAAUUUAAAUCAAGAAAUGGCCGAAGGAGUUGAGAACAGUGCAGCUGUGUGUUUUUUCAUGUCGAAAGAGUACCAGAGCUCAUCAAACUGUAGAAAAGAGUUACAAUAUGCUGAAAGUCUAAAUAUACCUCUAAUACCAUGCAGAUUGCACGCUGACUGGAAGCCAAGUGGUUGGUUAGGACUGAUUUCAGCUGGAUUAAAAUGGUUCGACUUCCGUGAUAAAUCUGAUAAACCAAUUAAUAUGGCUAUGGACAAACUAAUCUAUCAUAUACAGGUCAAGAUAUAUCAUAUUGAGCCAACUGUCUUUCCAGAUGCGCUAAUAGAACCAGUAUAUUUUCGUAAUCGUCAUAAAAAGUUGGUAGUGGAAGAGAAUCUGUCCUCGUCAGUGAGUGGUCCUUCUUCGGCGCAGAAUAGUCUCACUACAUUAGUUUCUCCCAGCUUUCAAUCCGGAGGUGAAAAUUACGCCCUUAACAAAGAACCAACGUCGGCAAUUAAAAAGCAGUCACGAUUUCUUGAUAUUCAAGAUAGACCAUCUCUAAUGUUGUCUCCGAUUUCCGAUUACGCAAACUCUCCGCUCUUACCACUGGAAACCUCUGUUAAACCGCUUCACCAUUUGGUUCCAAAUCUCAAUCGAUGUGUUUAUAUUGCAAAGCAAAACACUAAGAAUAAUCUCGAUGGUUUAACAUCUGAUGAGGCAGCAUCAAUACAUCUGUAUACCAUGGAGUGGGAUGAAUCUAAUCAGAGUCUAUAUUCUCAGUUAAAUCGAGCACUACGUGCUGUAGAGCGUGAGACAUUAAUACCGUACUUUAGUUAUUUAAAGCUAUUUCUUACAGCUCUCUACAAAUUACCAUCGAUCAGAGCUACAGUAUGGCGAGGUGUUAAAACGCAUAUUAACUCGAGCUAUAGAAGUGGAAUGCGUAUAGUAUGGUGGGGAAUUUCCUCAUGCACAUCGUCCGUUAGCAUGUUAGAAUCAGAAACGUUUCUUGGAAAAACCGGAAUAAGAACAUUGUUCUCAAUUGAAUGUUUUAAUGGUAAGAGAAUUAACCCUUAUACUUAUUAUAAAACCGAAGACGAAAUUCUAUUACUUCCCGGUUCUUACUUUGAAGUAGUUAGUGAAUUAGAUGCUGGUCGUGACCUACAUAUUAUCCACAUGAGAGAGAUCACACCUCCGUUCCCAUUAAUCGAACCACCAUUCGGUUUGCCAGCAACAGAAAUAAAUUUAACGUCACCAAAUGGUACAAUUCGUGGUAAAAGUGAUACAAGCACGGCGACGAAUGCAUCGUCAUCCUCAAAUCUGAAUAAAGCAAAACAACCAGUAAGAAGAAUCUCAGUAUCAAAGCAUUCUAAGCUAUCGCAAUCAUUCAAAGAUUAA
Molecule: messenger RNA, 1491 nt
Organism: Didymodactylos carnosus
Lineage: Eukaryota; Metazoa; Rotifera; Eurotatoria; Philodinida; Philodinidae
Source: the annotation of a GenBank genome assembly